GUCCAUCUUUAAUAGGAAGUAGUUUGAUUUUAAUGGGCUUAAAAUUCCGUAAAGUUAUCAGUUUGACCUUCUCACUGCAAACUUGGGCUUACUGGUAAGUAGUUUGAUUUUGGGUUUAAUGUUAUCCCUGGGUCAGGAAUAGUUUUUAUCCGUUUAAUCUUAUUAUUGGUUCAAUUGUAGCAACACUUGUCAGAGAGGAUGAAAGGAUCACAGAUCUGAAGUAUGGUGCCCGAUGACAAAGGAAUUCUUUGCAGAAUAUCUGAGGAGGGAAAACUCAAAGAGGAAGCAGGCGCUGUAUGUGAUGAACCCUAACAAGUUCAGAGCAUGUGAAUUUCUGAUCUCAUCACACGCUGGUUCAAGACGGCAAGAAGCUCAACGGCUGGGUCAUAUUCUUAGGGCAAAAGGAAAACUUGAAGAUAGGAUGGCAGGAGGGAAGAAAGAGUACAAUGCAUUCUUUUGCUCUCUUGUAUCUACGGAUACACAGGCGAAAAUUGCUUAAGUGGCUGAUCAAGCGGCUUCAUGAGUCUCCAAUGCUUGCAGUUUGAAUUGACAGGUUUAAAUUGCAGUGCCCAUUGAACACCCUUCAAUCGCAUCAGCAUGAGAUUUGCUGUAACAUUUUCUUUACUCCACGCCAAACUUGACAUUGUAUUUACUCUCCAAGAUUACCAAAUUAAUUAUAUGAUUGGUCUGUUGAGUGAAAUUCGGAUGGAUAUCCUUGUGUAGCUUCAUCACUUGCACUACUGUACCAAGCAUCCUUGUGGUAAUUAUAGAUGAUUCACUCAGCUAUUUUUGUUUUUCUUUUGUUUGUUGUGUGCAGCAGUUUGGGGUUGUCCUGGUUCAGCUUUGGCGGACAUUCUUUUUCUUUUCACUUGGAUGAUUCCUCGUAAUCCUGUUGUUUCUUACUUUGGCUAAUAUUAGUUUUCCAUCCUUAGAAAAUAAAUACACAAAAAAUACUGAUAUACUUGUUCUUCGAAAUGUUCAGGUACUACGCUGUGCAGAAUGUAUCGGCACUACGGAGAUUGGCUAUCCGCAGUGUAAGCAUUUCAUAAAGCUGGCGAUGUGGUACCCAGGAGCCAUCCAUCAAAUAUCGAAAUGAGUUACUGUCACUAUGAUGCAUUGGUCAUUUGGAGUUCUUUUUUACCAGGAAUCAUAUCUUCUUCCUCUGUCCUAACUCGACUGAAGUUCUCAAGUAGAGCCUAGGGCUGAUUAACAGAGUUUGCCAUCCAUGUUGUGAUUUCCAGGAAUUCUGUAAUUGGGUAGUGAGAACAUUCAAGGGUAAACAAGCUUCUGUAAAAAUUGUGAGAUUGAUUUGGAAUCUAACUGUAAUUAUUCUGUGGAAGGAAAGGUGCAAGAGGUUAUACAAUGGAUAUUGGAGGUGUUUGUGAUCGAAUUAAGUACAUGGUUUCUG
Linum trigynum is the source of this 1408-nucleotide messenger RNA. Lineage: Eukaryota; Viridiplantae; Streptophyta; Magnoliopsida; Malpighiales; Linaceae. The record is from the annotation of a GenBank genome assembly.